AAAGUCCAACUGAAAGAAAACAAAGUCUAACUGAAAGAAAACAAAGUCCAACUGAAAGAAAAAAAAAGUCCAACUGAAAGAAAACAAAGUUCAAUUGAAAGAAAACAAAGUCCAACUGAAAAGAAAACAAAACACUAACCUCUGCUUUCUCUCACUUUCUCCUUCUUCUUCAUUAUUAAACAACAAGCUGAGAUAGAAUUUGUAGGAAAGAGAGAAGGAGAAUUUUAUUUUCUGAAUCAUCUGAAUCUCACACCAAGUUUAGAAAUAUAUGCAGAGAGUAACUCAAUUUCUUCUUUUUCUUAUGAAGGACCUCACAUUCACAUUACAUUCUGAAAAAUAAACCCAUCUCUUUUUCUUCUUCUUCUUGAUAGUUCCAUCUUCCUUCGCCCCAUUUUCUUCUGGAGCAAUAUACAUUCCUCCUUCCUUAAGGAAGGAAAAGUCUCAAACUCCUAAUUCCUAAUAUCAAGAUGGUGAAGGUUAACAAAUUCAUUACAAACACUGUUGACUAUAUGGCUAUAUGCUCCUUCAGCUAACGAAAAUGUUACAAGCAAACAAGGAUACCUGACUAUGUAUGUUACUGCGUAUUUCAAAAUUUCAACAGAUGGCAUUCAUGAAGUAAUCAGUGCCUAAUUCAGUCGAUAAGAGCAGGGCAUCUUCCUUCGCCCCAUUUUCUUCUGCAGCAAUAUGCACUUCUCUUGAGUUUCAGGUAGUCUUCAUUUUUUUUUCAGGUAGUCUUUAUUUUUUUUUCAGUUAGUCCAUUAUUUCUUUCAGUUGGCCCAUUAUUUCUUUCAGUUGGUCCAUUAUGUGUUUCAGUUGGUAUACAUAUUACGAAACAAAGUUCAACUGAAACAAAACAAAGUCCAACUGAAACAAAACAAAGUCCAACUGAAACAAAAAAAGUCCAACUUAAACAAAACAAAGUCCAACUGAAAUAAAACAAAGUCCAACUGAAACAAAAUAAAGUCCAACUGAAACAAAAGAAAGUCCAACUGAAAAUGGAAAAUAGGAAAAGAAUGAAGACUGAACAUCAUUUUCUCUCUCCUCCCCUCACCUCUGCUUCGCUGCAAUCUCUUUCACAAAAUUUUUAUCACAUUCAAAAGUCAGACCACUCCCCUAUUUGAUUUGGAGUUCAUCUCUUUCUCUUAAAAAUUUUCCCUUCUUUUUUGUUGUAAUUAUCCCAUUCAAAUUCGUCUUCUUCAUCAAUGUCUUCAUGAGGUCUUUUUGAUUUCAGAGUUAUUCCCAUUCUUUUGGAAGCUUGGCUAUAUUACUAUUUUUUUUGUCUUCUUCAACUUUCCAAAACCUAGAUUGAAACAGACGAUGAGGAGAGAGAAAAAGGCGUCGAGUGGAAUUUCUGAAAUUCAAAUUCUGAAAAAUGAUUUUCUUCAAUAUGAGAGAAGUAGGGGUACUCGCUCUGCGUAACAAAACAAAUUAAAAUUGUAUAGUACUGGGCAGCCUGUCUGACAAUAUGUAUUGGGUCAGACGGUCUGACCCAAUACUUUCACAUAUGAUAAUGCCGAUUCACAUUGUCCAAUUCUAUGCAUAGACUACAAAAACGUCAAUCGAAAUUGUCACACUGGAACCCAUUAUCUAGGUUUUUAUUUUAGACAGGCCACAAGUACUUUUCCUAUUACCAUCACGGCAUCACAUAGCAAAUGGCCUUUGAUCAGUUUUAAUAAAAUCUUCGAAGAAAAAUUUUCCUUUCUUGAUAAUUGAACAUCGUACUAUUCAUUGCCGAAAACCAAGCUGAAAGUAAUUCAGUAACUCGCCCAUACACGACCAACCAAGCAAUUUCUACUACUCAAGUUACCGAAUCUUAAAAUUCCUUGUUUUGCGAAGAAAUUUGGGGCAGAGUAUGUCACGUUGUCUCCUGGACCCUAUGGCACAUUAAUGGUGAGAUUUGGCCUCCUCCAAUUUGAGCAUCCCUAACUAUGGGCGGUUGUUAUACUAGUAUUAGGUAUUUUCUCUAGGCUAAGGAGUCUAAUUCUUGUAUUUAUUUACACCCCUCUCUUUUAAUAUGAAAUUUUCAUAAUUAAAUUUCUAUUUCUUUUGUAUUGUUUUGUUUGAUUCAUUUAAACACAUUAUCUAAAGAGGAUGUAUAAAAUAACUUUUUUAUCAUUAAAAAUGGAAUCACAUCUGUUCCAUUCCAUUCAAUUCUUAAAUCACCUCAUCAAGCUUGUAAGUAUAUUGACAUCUUUGUUUUGGUACAUUUUUUCAUGGUAAUGAAUAGUAAAAUUAGACAUAAAUAAGUGUGGAUAAUACAAGGAAAACCAUAAAAGCGUGUGAAGAGCAAACAACAAAGCCGAUAUUCUAAAUGUUCCAGGAUCUGUCCUCCUACUAGUGGUCCUUAUUGCAGAUAGUUAGAACGACGGGUGAAAGCAACAAAAGCAAGUUGUAAUUCGUUUAAUGGUCCAAACAUUAAAGAUCUAUUAAUUGAAAAUAAGGACGAAAAGAAUAUUAAAAACAGAUAAAUGUUGUUCCAUGUAACCCAUUCAAAGAUUUGAUUUUCCUUCGCCAAAAAUCAAUACGACGUAUUUUUCUUAUUUUCAAGAUCAUAAAAUUUUCUAUACAAUUGAUGUAUAUUUUAUAUGCGCCAACAAACUAUCUAUAAAUCAAUGAAAUGAUUAUACCAUCUUUUUCAUUUGAUUAAUUUAUCCAAAAUUCCCUUAUCUUCCCCAAUUUAUGAAAGAGUUACAUUACCAAGUGACAUACUUGCUAUAUAGAAAAACUUCCAUUCCCGGAUUGAGUUAUUUGCAUAAAUGUAGUUCAUUUAAGAAAAUUUCAAAUUAGAUGUUACACUUUCAUUUUGAGUAAUAACUUUUAUCUAUUCCUCUCGUAUUACAUGUUCACAUGGGAUCCUUUUGUUUUGUUUGUCUGUAUCUCUCUCUCCUUUCCAAAAGUUGUUUAGCAGUCCGUAAUUGUAAAAGUGUAACAUGUAAAAAACCGAAGGAAGUAUAAUAAUUCAAUUGUUAUAUACUACCUGUGUAUUUUUUUAAUUGCAUCAUUUGAUUUUGGGCCACUUUUCAUCAAUCAACUUUGUUAUACUAUCUCGCAUCAUUACAUAAGAAAAAAAGGUAGUCAAGUGGGGUCUUGGUAGAUUUGUCUCAAUGCGAGAAUUCCAAAUAUCAAAUUUUUUAAAUUCUUACUUACACAUAAUAAGAUAUAUUAACGUUUAAAGAAACGUCUCGGUAAAUGUGAAAAAACAAAUGGUGCAACUAACAAAAGACAAAUAAAGCUACUUUUUUUAUAAAGGUAAAGAGAAAAAAAAGGUUAGGAGACCAUUCACACGAGAGAAGUUCCAACUUUAUCAUUUAUAAAAAUAAAGUGAAGAGCAGAUUGAUUACAUAUCUAUGUUAAACUGAGAAUCAAUUAUGGCUAUAUUUAGUUUACCUGAAUUUUUCUAAUCUGAACUUAUCUGAUAUGAUCUGAACUUAUUUUUUCUGAUCUGAUCUGAUUCGAACUGAUCUGAUUUACAAGAUCUUAUCUUUUAUAAAAUAUAUUAUUACUAUUAUAUUAUUACUUUGUAAUUCAUUAUUAUGCAAUACAAUAUAAUAUCUUAUUUGUAGUAUUACUAUUAUUAUCAUUUUAUUUCUAUUACAACUUUUACACAAUUUUUAUUAUUAAUAAUAAUAAUUAUUAUUAUCACUAUUAUAAGAACAACAACAAUUAUUAUAAUCAUAAUAAUAAUAAUUAUUACUAAAAAUAAUUAUAUAACCCAAGUCAUUAAUUUAUAAGAGCACUUAUACAAUGUUUCACACUUUCCCUUAAAAGAAAAAUGUUUCAUACUUGAGAAGUCGGCAGAGUCAACUCUUUUUUUCAUAUAAAAUACGGUUUUUUCACCAGAUACCCCUGACAAAAAAAUUUAUUCACCAAAUACCCCAUCUUUUUUUCAAAAUUCACCAGAUACCCCUAACUUUUAAAAAAAUUCACCAGAUACCCAUAACUUUGAAAAUAAAAUAAGAUAUACAAACAACUAUGACUUGCGAAAGAAAGAAAUAAACAGCGUGCAACUUCAAAUAGCUAGAGCGAUUUGGAAUUAGGUAGGAAGAGGUAUACCGAAUCUAAAUUUAUAAUUUGUAUCUCGCACUUAGCUUAUUUUGAAAUGUAAUUCGAACUUAGUAGUUUCUUUGUCAUGGAUUUGAGCUAUCAUAUUUUAUAUAUUUCUUAUUUUUGUGUCAAUCUUAUGUUCUUAACACGUGGCUUUUAAUUUUCUAUUAUUUAAUAACAACAAAAUAACUUAAAAUAAUGAUAACAAUGAUAUUUAUAAUGAUAACAACAAGAUUAAUAAUAAUUACCAAUAUUAAUAAUUAAUAAGUACAACAACAACAAUAAUAAUCCUUUUGAACAAAUAUACUAGUAAAUAAUAAUACUUCCUUUGUUUUUUUUUAUCUUUCUCACUUAGAAUCUUGACACUAUUCACAAUUAGAGAGAAUCUUUUAGAUUUUCUCAAUAUAUAAGAAAAAAUAUAGUCAUGUGGGGUCUUUUUUGAUUCGUCUCAAUGAGUACUUUAUUAAUAUUCAAUUAUUAUAAUUUUUACUAAUAUGUAAUGAAAGAUAUUUAAUAGUAAUGAUGAGUUUUUUUAAAUAUAAGCAUUAUCUGAUCUGAAAUGAUCUGAUCUAAACUUAUUUUUUCUGAUCUGAUUAGAUUAGAUCUGAAAUAAGCAAAAAUAAGGUGAACUGAACAUAGCCUUUAUGUUUCAAGGGAAAAGCUAAAUGCAGCCCUAAGGGAUGCAUAUAAGAAGCUAAAAAUGAAAAAAACAAGCAUUAAUUGAUCAUUUAUUACAUAGAUUAAUGCAAACUUUUGUCAUAAAUUAACAACUAAUUUUCAUUUUAUGUCUUAUAUGCAGCCCUAAGGGCUGCAUAUAGCAUAACCAAUGUUUCAAUGCUACUUGGAUUAGUCAAAGAUUGCUCCAAAUGUAAUGAAGGAAUUGGUACACAGUAUUCAAAAGUUUCAAACUCUCAGAGUGUGCCUUGACUAAUGAACAUAUGCAAAUUUGAUGCCGUGCCGCGUCAGAUUUUUCUUGGAACUUGUCAAUCAACAAAACUGCCAGCCAAUGCUCAAGAGUUUAUUUGUACUCAACAGUGUUUAAAAUCUCUAUAAAUUACAGUUUGAGUAAAAUAUCAAACAUUUAGGAUUCAUUAUUUUACAGACGCCUAAAAUCUUAAGUAUUUUUACCGACCAAAAUAAUAUUCUAAUUUUAUGUUUAAUAAACCUAAAGUACUAAAUAUUAGACAUUUAUAAGUCUUAAGAGGUAGGUUCAUGCCUAAAAUGUCUAAAAUUAGAAAUAAAAUAGUAAAAUGCAUGAGAUAUAAAUAGAGAGUAGGUCCAUUUUUUUUCUUUUUUUUUUUUUUGAUACGGAAAAGAAAACUAGGACAGAAUCCCUAAUCUGGAGGCCAGCCUAAAACAUCCUUGCGGAUGACAAGAGAAAAAUCCAAAGAGUAAGGAGGAAACUUGUAGAUGAGGUUGGUCGCUCUGUGACCUUCAUGAGCCAUAAAAUCUGCUGCCCGAUUAGCCUCCGGGAAACAAUGCGCAAUAGAAAACCCUCGAAAUUUGGAUAAUUCGAGCCCUGCAUCAGAAAGAAUAGCAUUAAUUGACCAAGGGGGCUUCCAAAUCUUAAGAAGAGAAUUGAUCACAGAAAGAUUAUCUCCUUCAAUAAGAAUAUUUUCCAGAUUAAGAAAGCGAGCUGCUGUGAUAGCUUCCCGAAGACCCGCAGCCUCAGCCUGGACAAUAGAGUAAUCUGCAGGCACUGAAUUGCAACCCGCUAAGAUAGCAUCACCAAGGUAGUUUCUAAUCACAAAACCAAAGGCUGCCCUCCCAUCUUGGUAUUUAGACCCAUCAAAAUUUAUUUUAAAAAAGCCUUGAGGAGGAGGGACCCAACUCUUGGACCGACUGCCCGAAAUCAAAACUUGGUUCGAAAGGUUGAUCUUGGAAGGCACCAUAUUAUCUUGGGAAAUUUUACAAAGAUUCCACUCAUUGGCAAAUUUCACAAUAAGACAACUAAGUUGUCUUACCGAAAAAGCCUCCUCGGAGAAAAUAAUUUUAUUACGAGCAAACCACACAAACCACCAACCCAUGGCUAGUUGGCACGUUUUAUCCAUUCCUAACUUAUCUAUACAAACUUGAAGAUUUUGUCGGAACAAAACAAAAGACAUUGCCACUGGAAUUUGAGGCCAGUCGCAGUCUUCCUCUAAUUGAAGGAAAAGAUCAACAACAAAACGACACUGAAAAAAUAAAUGAGAGGUAGUCUCAGGGCAGCAACCACAAAAUUCACAUUGUUGGGGAGUGAAAAUUUUCAUUUGCUCUAGUCUAUCCUUUGUUGGUAACCCAUUAUUACAUGCUUUCCAAAGAAAAUUUUUAAUUUUAGGCGGUAAGGAUGACUUCCAAAUCCACUUAAACUCCACCUGAUCUUGAGAACCAAUUUUAUUAUCAAUAAGAUGCCUAGCACCAGACUUAACAGAAUAGAUACCAUCACCCGCCGGACCCCAGAAAACCUCAUCAUCAACAUCAUUAGUGGGGAUGAAGAUUUGGGAAAUCAAAAUACAAAUUCCUAGGAAGAAGAGUAUUUAAGUGUUGGAGAUCCCAAGUUUUAGCUUCCGUUAUAAAGUCUUGACUCUUAAAUUAUUAUUGGUGUAAUUUUGAAUUAUUUUGCUUAAAGGGUACGGAUAAACCCAAUUAUUGUGCCAAAAAUUAAUUUUAACCCCAUUACCAACUUGCCAUCUAAGUCCUGAUCGAAAUAGUGGUCUUAGAGACAUAAGCUUUUUCCAUUGCCAAGAAGAGUUCGGAGAAACUUUAUAAUUCAAAAAGUCUCUAUUUUUGCAGUAUUUUCUUUUCGCCAAAAUAACCCAUAAAUUAUUAUCAUUUUUAAGCAAUCUCCAAAGAAGUUUCAUUUGAUGAGCAAUAUUGUUAACAUCAGCUUUUCUAAAUCCUAGACCUCCAAAAGGUUUAGGAGUGCAAAUACGAUCCCACCCUAUCAAAUUGGGUGACUUAGAUUGAUUUUCUUUAUUCCAGAAAAAAUUACGAUAGCUACUAUCAAGCUUAUUUAAAAUAGUUUUCGGAAGCAAGAAACUUUGCAUCUGGUAAUUAGCUUUAGUGGCCAGAUUUGCCUGAAUUAGGACCGCUCUACCAGCCUGAGAAAGGGAAUUCGCCUUCCAUUUUGGUAAUUGAGCUUGAACUUUAUUCACAAUAGGCAUAAAAGUUUCUUUAGUAACCCGACGAUCAAUAAUGGGACAACCUAAAUAGCUAUCCAGAGAGGAUGAGUAAUCCAUAUUUAAUAUUUCUUGGAAAACCUCUAUCUCCGAAUCAGAAACAUUGGCAGUACAUUGAAAUGCUGAUUUGUUAAAAUUGACUAAUUGACCCGACAUGGAGCAAUAUUUAUCUAAAAUGGAUUUAAUCAGCACGCAACUAUCCUUGUUUGCCUUAGCAAAUAUCAUGGUAUCAUCUGCGAAAGUUAAGAAAUGAACUUUUACUCCAGACUUUCCUAUCGAAACCCCCACUAAUUUGUCAUUAGUCAUGCUAUUGUGGUGGAAUUGCCUAGCUAAUAACUCUGCACACAAGAUAAACAAAUAAGGGGAUAAAGGGUCACCCUGACGAAUUCCCCUAGAUGGAAAAAAUCUAUCACCAGGAAUACCAUUAGCCAAAACCGAAAAGGAGACAGAAGACAGACAAGCACGAAUCCAAUUAAUCCAAACCAUACUAAAACCUAAGUGCUGGAGCAUUGCAUAAAUAAAAUUCCACUCCAGCCUAUCAUAAGCUUUCUCCAUAUCCAAUUUAAUAGCCAACCAGCCUUCCUUACCCGACUUCUUUCUGAAGGAGUGAAAAACUUCAUGAGCAAUUAAAAUAUUAUCUUGAAUUAAUCUUUCUGGAACAAAGGCCCCUUGAAGAGGGUGAAUAAUUUUUCCCAAAACCACCUUCAAUCGGUUCGCUAAAAUUUUUGCUAUUAUUUUGUAAAUAGUAGUACAAAGGCUAAUUGGGUGAAAUUGAGAAGCUUUUUCGGGAUUUUCAAUUUUAGGAAUUAAAGCUAAAAACGUAUGAUUGAUUUCAGAUAAGAUUCUACCAGAGUGAAAAAAUGCGCGGACAGCUCUGAUUACCGAGUUUCCCACAAGAGUCCAAUAUUUUUGGAAGAAAAAAGGAGGAAAGUAGGUCCAUGCUUAAAAGGGAAAUCUUGCAAUAUAUAUCUAUAUAUAGAAAAAGUUGUGAUAAUAUGAGACGAAAAGAGUAAUAUUCCUUUUUCAGUUUUAAAAAAAGCAUAAGUAAUAGAAAAAAUAGUUAUAAACCACCUUUUGAAUGACAAUUUUUAUGACAAACUGCCUAUUAGAAAUAUUUGCACGAAGCCACUUUAUAUGAUUUUUUUUUGUGAGAUAAAUUUUGUUUUCGGAUUCCGACGAUUGACUUUAAUUUUCUAGCGCUGACUAGCAUGUGUACAUCACAUGACCUACUUAACCCUUAGUUUCUUUCAUUUAAGCCCAUUCCCUAUGCACCAUCCUGAGUGUUUUUGGAAGAUUUCACAUUCCUUCCCCAUGUACUGCCAUAUAUGGAUCCUUUAUUGAAGGUUAUACACUACAAGAAUCCGUCUUAUUACCUAUCAAAAUUAUCUACCGCAUUUCAAUCAGUAGGUAAUUAUUAUUAUAGCUACUGCUCCGUGAAAAUACCUACUACUUUGACAUCGGUAGAUAAUUUAGCUACUGAUCACAUUUAACACCUACUGUUUUUAAAAAUCGGUAGGUAAUUUACCUACCACUCUUAUUUAACACCUACCAUUUUAAAAAAAUAGUAGCUAUUUACCUACCACUUAUCUCCUUAUACCUACUAUUUUGCAGUUGGUAUAACAAUUAAAGAAUUAUCUCUAUAAAAAGAAAAUACCAACUAAUUUUAUAAUAAUACCUACUGUUUAGUGGUAGGUAAAUUAUUAUAGUAGGUAUAUCCCAAUUACCCAUUAGAAACCCUACCAAGUAUGUCUGUUUUGUUAUCACUCCGAAAAAACGUGGUCCAACUUCACCCAAAUAACGCCAAUUAAAGCUGCCACCAUUGAUGAAACCCUAGCUGCCGGAAAUCGUCGCUUGACCGCCUUUGCUGGCGCCGAAUCGCCACCGCAAAUUGUUGCUGCUGUCGCCGCGAAUUGUUGCUGCUGUCGCCGCGAAUUGUUGCUGCUGUCGCCGGAAUUGUUGCUGCUGUCGCCUUUGCUGCCGAAAGUGUUGUCGCCUUACCGCCUUUGCUGCCGAAAUUGUUGUCGCCUUACCGCCUUUGCUGCCGGAAAUCCUUAUGUUGUUGAAUGCUCUCAUGUUGAUUGGAGAAGAAUUUAGAGCAAAGGUGUUUGAAUUAUGAUGCCGACCGUUGCUACCACUGUUGGUUGAUUUCGCUUCCUUCAAUCAAUUCAUCCUCACCAUUCUGAUUUUAGAUGGCUCCUAAUGCAGGUCGAGGAAGAAGUGCAGGUAAGGGUAGAAGUGGUGGUCGAGGUUGUGGGGAUGGAGACAUGAUUCUAUCCACGACGCAACAAACUUCCACUCAUACAUCAUCUCUGGGAGAAGUUAGCAAUGAUGUUGUAGUGGAAAACGGUGGCGAGGAUUCGAGCUCUGAAAAGUUGGAGUUAGAUCCUAAUUCAUUGUGGUUUGAGCACAACAAAGUUACAAGAGAAAUUACAAAUUGUAUACAAGCGUACUAUGAAGAGCCUUGGAGGAAUUGGAGUGAAGUUGACAAAGACACCAAAGAUCAAUGGUUUAGGAUAUUCAGGCUCAAAUUCACUUGGCGUUCAGAGUUGGCUGAUGAAGUUCGAAGAGCUUUUGAUCAAAAGGGGGCAAAAAGACUGAAGAGGUUGCACUAUUGGCUAACUUCCUCAAAACCAAGGAAAAAGGGUGGGGUAUGCCCUGCAUGGAUGCAGGUGAAUGUACACAAACAAGUAAUGGAGAGGCUUGAAGAUCCAGAAUUCAAGAAGAGAUCGGAACAAGCGAAGAAAAACAAACUAAGUGGAGUGGAAAAUGGAGUGAUUCACCCUGGGCACAUCCAAGGCUCGAUCUCUACACAUGAAGUUGCAGAACGAUUGGCGAAACAGAAAGGUCUAUUACCACUAGCUGCAGAUGUGUAUCUGACAACACAUAGUAAGACAUACGUCAACCUUGGGAAAGUACCUUGUAGUGCUAAGCCAAAAAAAAUCAUGGAUGAUUAUGAAAAGAAAAAGGUGGCUGAGUACAAAGAAAAAGGCAUCAAUAAAGAUCUAAAUGAGGUCUACUUGGAGGUGGUAGGUGGAAGAAAGAAAGGGUUGGUCCCUGGAUUAGGAUGUAGUGGUGAUUUGUGGUUCAAAAAGUCUACUUCCCGCAAAAAUAGUUCUUCUACUACUGCUUACACACCAUCACUUCUUUCUCAACUUUCAAGUCAAUUACAACAAUCUCAACAACAACUUGAACAAUCUCAACAAUAAGCCAAUGAGCGGAUGGUUGAACUUGAACGCAAACAAGCUGAGUAUGAGAAGAAGUGUGAACAACUUGAGAAUGAACGUAUAGCAGUAGAGAGGGAGCGCAUUAAAUCUCACCAAGAGAACCAAGAAGAAAUGAGAAAAUUUUAUGGAAUAUAUUGAAGUCCUGAAGAGACAAGUUCUAGAGAGUUCGAAAGGUUCAAAACUGUGUAAAUCUAAGCGUUCAACUCAUUCUCGUGACAAUGAAGAUCCAUCAAGUGGAGGCGCUCCUUGUGCUACUUAGUUCCAUUAUUAUUCAAGAGUAAAGGGGUUCUAGAAGUUACAUUUUGGACAACUUACUUUAGUAGCUUCCGUUUUGGACAACUUACAUUAGUAGUCUAUGCUACUUUGUCGAUGGUUUUUGUACGCUAUGUUUUUACAUGAAUUUAAAAUAUAAGCACUAUUUCCCCCCUUAUUAGUUGGGUAUGUAGUAGUUGAUGGUUUUGGUUGUAAGUUAGUUAACUUUUUUAAACUUUAUUAUAUAUAUCUA
Molecule: messenger RNA, 10931 nt
Organism: Beta vulgaris subsp. vulgaris (sugar beet)
Lineage: Eukaryota; Viridiplantae; Streptophyta; Magnoliopsida; Caryophyllales; Amaranthaceae
Exons: 7
Coding region: 9392-10408 (338 amino acids)
Source: RefSeq, a predicted model, not a curated record